Molecule: messenger RNA, 2621 nt
Organism: Sorghum bicolor (sorghum)
Lineage: Eukaryota; Viridiplantae; Streptophyta; Magnoliopsida; Poales; Poaceae
Product: translation initiation factor IF-2
Exons: 2
Coding region: 128-1936 (602 amino acids)
Biological process (GO): mRNA alternative polyadenylation
Cellular component (GO): mRNA cleavage and polyadenylation specificity factor complex
Molecular function (GO): mRNA binding
Source: RefSeq, a predicted model, not a curated record
CAGCCCCGCGCCAAGAGUGUCAACUUCAACCCCCAGCUCCACCACCUGCACCUCCCCGCCCGCUUCCCUUCCCUCCGCCCACUCGGAUCCGGAAAACCCUAACCCUAGACAUCGCCCGGCUGCCGCCAUGGACCCCGACGGCGACCCGGCGUUCCACCGCAACGAGGCCAUCUCCGCGGUCCAGGACGUCGACCAGUACUACGGCGACGACGACGACUUCGACGACCUCUACAACGACGUCAACGUCGGGGACGGCUUCCUCCACGCCUCCCACCAGGCGCCGCCGCCUCCGACUCAGCAAGCACCUCCGCCACAGCAGCACCAGCACCAGCAGCAACAGCUCCCUCCGCCGCCCCAGCAGCCGCAGCCGCAGCAGCAGCUGCAUCCGCCGGCCCACACCCUCCCGCCACCGCCGCCGCAGGUCCCACCGCCACAGCAGCAGGUACGCAUCCCGGGGGUGGCCGUCCCUGGUCCUGGCAUUCCUCCCGGCCAGACCAGCCUCCCUCCGCCGCCUCAGCCGCCGGCCGCGCCCGCGCCGCCGCCGCCUCAGCACCACCAGAUUCAUCAAGGAGAUGGGAUCAACCGCCCUGGAGGAAACUUCGCCGGCGGCCCCAUCGUGGUCGGGAACGGUGGCCCUGCUGGCGGGGGUGACGGCCCUGGCGGCACCACGCUGUUCGUGGGGGAACUCCACUGGUGGACGACGGAUGCGGAUCUGGAAUCUGAGCUCAGCAAGUAUGGUCCGGUCAAGGAGGUGAGGUUCUUCGACGAGAAGGCUAGUGGCAAGUCCAAGGGCUACUGCCAGGUCGAUUUCUAUGACCCUGGUGCAGCUGCUGCCUGCAAGGAGGGCAUGAACGGGCAUGCGUUUAAUGGCCGUCCAUGUGUUGUGGCAUUCGCCACACCGAACUCCGUUCGCCGCAUGGGCGAGGCGCAGGUGAAGAACCAGCAAGCUAUGGCUGCACAGACAUCGAAUAUGCAGCCGAAGGGCGGUAGAGGGGGUGGUGGUGCCGCAGGGCCCCAGGUGGGUGGUAAUUAUGGUGGUGGCCGUGGAGGAGCCAUUGGACCUGGUGCCGGUGGUGGAGCAGGUGGAGGUGGUGGAAAUUGGGGAAGAGGUGGAGGAGGCAUGGGGAAUAGAGGCCCUGUUGGUAAUAUGAGGAAUAGGAUGGGCCCAGCUGGUGGCGGCCGUGGGAUAAUGGGGAAUGGGGGGAUGGUUGCACCACCACCACCAAUGAUGCCGCCCGGUGGAAUGCUGGGGCAGGGUUUUGAUCCUGCUGGUUACGGUGCUAUGGGAAGGAUGGGUGGAGGAUUUGGCGGUUUUCCUGGUGGACCAGGGGCUAUGCCAUUCCCUGGGCUGAUGCAACCAUUCCCGCCGGUUGUUGCUCCACAUGUUAACCCAGCUUUCUUUGGUCGGGGCGGAAUGGGUGCUGGUGGAAUGUGGCCUGAUCCCAACAUGGGAGCCUGGGGUGGGGAGGAACAAUCAAGUUACGGGGAUGACGCAGCUUCUGAUCAGCAGUAUGGAGAAGGAGGGAGCCAUGGGAAAGAGAGGCCACCAGAGAGGGAGUGGUCUGGUGCACCAGAGAGGAGGCGUGAAAGGGAGAAGGAUGCGCCCCCUGCACAGGAGUGGCCAGAGAGGAGGCACCGGGAUGAGCGUGACAUGGACCGAGAGAGGAAUCGUGACUAUGACAGAGACAGGGAAAGAGACCGUGACAGGGAAAGAGACCGAGACCGAGACAGGGAGAGGGACAGAGAUAGGGAGAGAGAGAGGGAGAGGGAGAGAGAGAGGCAUCGGGAUGACAGAGAUCGCUAUGGCGAUUAUCACAGGCACAGGGAUCGUGAUUCAGAACGUAAUGAGGACUGGGACAGGGGGAGGUCUUCUGGGAUACGCAGCAGGUCAAGGGAGGCUGACCACUCUAAGCGCAGGCGGAUGACACCUCAGUAGUCAUAGCUGGGUGAGCUACUAAUGUUGAGGCAAACGAUGAUCCAGAGCCAUGUCUUACUUACACACUGGCGUGGUUAACAGCUAGCAUCUUCUUACUGCUUCUGGCUGUGGUGGUUCUAAUAUCUUGUGUCUCCGGCGAUGUGUUGUAGCAAGAAUGUGAGAUGAAUGGUUGGUUGGAACCUAUUCAGCUGUGUGAAGGACUUCCCUGGAUGAUAAGUUGUUGCCUCUUAUUGUAUGCUAUGUUAAAUGGCGAGUUUCCCAAAGACAUAAGGAUCUAUUUUUGUGUGUAAUUCGGGACCGAUGCUUUUUGCAAUGUUGUUGUUGAAGAGUGUACUAUUUCUGUUGUAGCCUUUGUAGGGUGAUGAUAAACCAGUCUUUGUUACGACUGUCCUUUGAUCAUCCUUCCUCUGUUGGUAAUAGACAAAUGGUUGACAUUCUUGAGGUUUAUCCUACCUGAGAUAACUGAUAGGCAGAUAGCUGCUUCCUGGUUAAAGUUUUGUGGUGGAAAAGGUGAGAAUUCAGAUCCAAGGCAGGCAUCAUGCUCCACUGAUUUCAUGGUGGAAGGUUGGUUGGUGCAGUUGUUGAAUUCAAGCUAUAAAUAAACUCAUCUAAUAUCUGUUCGGUUUUGUUAUGUAUGCCCAUGUUUACAUAACCAUGUGGUUUUAUUAAGUGUUGAAUUUGAAUA